AUGAGAACACGCAGCAAAAGGACCAAGACCGUGAAGAACAAGAUCAAUCCACAAGCGUUGGAAGAUGAAAACAACUUUGUCCAAAUCCCUCUUGACGUAGUGAUCGAGAUCGUUGGUAGAUUGCCGUCGAAAUCCGUAGCGAGGUUUCUAGUAGUAUCCAAGUCAUGGGAAACGUUCAUCCGAAGUCGAGCUUUCAUCACAUCUUUUCCGUUUGGGUCUUCGUCGCAGCCUCGUCUCCUAAUCACUUUCAGUGAAUUAGAUACAGAGAAAGACGCCAAAUUUGGACUUCUUCUCCUCGUCUUCUUCUUCAGCAACGUCAUUGUAUAUCACGUUUUACAUGUCCGUUCUCAGCUCCUGAGCACAAAGAGUACCUUCCGCAGUUUGUUAAUGGCUUAA
Microthlaspi erraticum is the source of this 396-nucleotide messenger RNA. NCBI's taxonomy places the organism in Eukaryota, Viridiplantae, Streptophyta, Magnoliopsida, Brassicales, Brassicaceae. The record is from the annotation of a GenBank genome assembly.